AUGCGUGUUUGCUUUAGGUUAUAUAAGUUAUAUUCGCGCAAGUAUAUCAGAUCCAGGGUAUUUAGAGUUUUUUAUUUUAUAAAAAAUAAAAUAAAAAUAAAAAUAAAAAAGUGUAGAAUAAAAAAUAUACCUUUAUAAAAUAUUAACAAAUAAGUAAAAUAUUGUUACAAAUGUUCGUUAAACCCUUGGAAACCAGACAGAGUUCACAAUUGUAAAUAUUGUAAAAAAUGCAUUUUUAGAAUGAAUCAUCACUGUGAUUGGAUAAAUAAUUGUGUAAGAAUUAAAAAUCAUAAAUAUUAUUUACUUUUUAUAAUAUAUAUAUUAAUAAUAUAUUUUUUUGGAUUGAUUUUAAUUUUUUUAAAUGAAAUACUUUAUUAUUUAUCCAAUGAUUUUUUAAAAGUUUUAUUUGAUAUAACUUUUACAAAAAUACUUUGUUUAAUAUAUUCUGCACUCAAAUUAAACUGUAGUUGA
Messenger RNA from Ichthyophthirius multifiliis, 471 nucleotides. RefSeq lists its product as hypothetical. The transcript has 3 exons. Gene Ontology annotation, biological process: peptidyl-L-cysteine S-palmitoylation; protein targeting to membrane. Gene Ontology annotation, cellular component: endoplasmic reticulum; Golgi apparatus. Lineage: Eukaryota; Ciliophora; Oligohymenophorea; Hymenostomatida. Gene Ontology annotation, molecular function: protein-cysteine S-palmitoyltransferase activity. The record is from RefSeq and is a predicted model, not a curated record.